AUGGGCGUGGAGUGGACGGGGGACCCUGCAGGGGUGAUUGUAGCGGAGGACGGGGGCACGCUACGCUGGAUCGACCUAAACCCCUUUGGCCGCACCUCGCGCAUGUCAUGCAACACCAACAUCACAGGCGGACAGGGGACAAUGUGGGACGUGCACUGCCAGCCUGGCGGCGGCUGGAUCGCCUAUGCAAGCGCAGACGGCGAAGUUGCUGUUGUGCGGUUGGAGCGAGACUUGGCCUCACAGCGUCACAGCGUCCUUGCUGGCUUCCGGUGGGAGGCUGGUUUGCUCACAGUGCUCGACAGAGCAGACUUGGCAGUUGGCAGCAGGCUGAGGGCUGGCAGCAGCAAGCAGCCGCGGGUGAGCGUACCUCAGGAGGCCGUACACAGAGUGCGAUGGAGCUGCGCACCGGCUCAACCAGAGGACUUCUCCUGA
Coccomyxa subellipsoidea C-169 is the source of this 432-nucleotide messenger RNA. RefSeq lists its product as hypothetical. The record is from RefSeq and is a predicted model, not a curated record. Bases 1 to 432 code for a protein of 143 amino acids. The transcript has 4 exons. Gene Ontology annotation, molecular function: protein binding. Lineage: Eukaryota; Viridiplantae; Chlorophyta; Trebouxiophyceae; Coccomyxaceae.